Hydra vulgaris (swiftwater hydra) is the source of this 792-nucleotide messenger RNA. RefSeq names its product EKC/KEOPS complex subunit TP53RK. Lineage: Eukaryota; Metazoa; Cnidaria; Hydrozoa; Anthoathecata; Hydridae. The record is from RefSeq and is a predicted model, not a curated record. Gene Ontology annotation, molecular function: ATP binding; protein serine/threonine kinase activity. Gene Ontology annotation, cellular component: EKC/KEOPS complex; cytosol; nucleus. Gene Ontology annotation, biological process: protein phosphorylation.
AUAUUGUUAUAUUUUGACAGUUUUAGUAUUUUACUAAAUUCAAGAAGUAUGAUAAAACAAGGAGCUGAAGCUAAAGUAUAUAAGUGUGAGUUUUUUGGUCAAGAGGUUAUUGUCAAGCAACGAUUUAAAAAAUCAUAUCGUCAUCCUAUUCUUGAUGAUAAAUUAACUAGGAAAAGGACUUCACAGGAGGUUCGCUCAAUGUUAAGAUGUCACAAAGCAGGAAUUAAAAUUCCAAUAAUAUUUUUUGUUAACCAUGUUGCUAAUGAAAUAUACAUGGAAGAAAUUAAAGAUAGUACAACUCUUAAAGAAGAAAUAGAAAAAAAAUCUUUUUGUAAUUUAAAGCAGAAUGAACUUGAAGAUGUAAUGAAAAAUAUUGGUGUUAUUAUUUCUAAAAUGCAUUCAGCAGAAAUUAUUCAUGGUGAUCUUACAACAUCUAAUAUUCUGAUAAAGGAAGAAAAAAAUAUUUAUUUUAUUGACUUCGGUUUAAGUGUAAUUUCAAAUUUAUCAGAAGAUAUGGCUGUUGAUUUGUAUGUACUGGAAAGAGCUUUUUUGAGUACACAUCCUCGCUCUUCACUUUUAUUCUCCAUCAUUCUUGAUAGCUAUAUUGAAAGUUUUAAUGACCGCAAAAAGGUUCAAGAAGUUAUAAGUAAACUUAAUGAUGUUAGAAGUAGAGGCAGAAAAAGAGUGAUGAUUGGCUGAAUCAAAAUGAACAUUUGUAUUAAUGACAGCUUUACGAUUAAUAUGAUUACAUUAUAUAAAGUUGAAAAUAAAUAUUUUAUUUACAAAAAAAUA